CGCAAUGUCAAGUGUACUGGAUUGCAAGGGAACUGUAAAAAUCUUUCAACAGGCAAUGCUCAUCUCAAUUUUGACAGCUCUGAGAUAAUUAACCUACCGUAACCGCAUUUCUCCACUUCUUCCCUGAUUAACUGUUAGCAUUCAGAAAAUUUUGCGCACAAUGUCAAAGCAAGUUGGAUUUCACGUUGUCACGCCACUGCUCGAGAGCACGGACAUGUCUAAGCGAAUGGGGAGCUCCGUGUAUUUGAAGAUGGAGAGCUCACAGCCCACCGGUUCCUUCAAAAUACGCGGAAUAGGAUACAUGUGUCAAAAUGUUGCAAGUUCCACCAAGUCGAACGGUGUGGUUUGUUCUUCUGGUGGCAAUGCUGGUUUGGCCACAGCAUAUGCAGCAAGAAAACUCAACCUUCCAGCAACCAUUGUUUUGCCCUCAGCAACACCCCUACUGGUAGUGCAGAAACUAAAGGACCAGGGGGCUAUGGUCAAAGUUGCGGGCAAGGUUUGGGAUGAUGCAAAUGCAGAGGCGAUUCGAUUGGCUGAAAGUGAAGGUCUUACUGUGAUACCACCAUUCAACCAUCCACUAAUCUGGAAAGGUCAUACCAGUAUCGUACAUGAACUCAAGGCCUCAUUGCCAACCAAACCAGGAGCUAUAGUGCUGUCCGUUGGGGGCGGAGGUCUGUUUUGUGGGGUGAUGCAGGGGCUGGAUGAGGUGGGCUGGGGCAGUGUGCCUGUCCUCUGUAUGGAGACUGUUGGUGCAGAUUGUCUCAAUGUCGCCCUUAAAGCCGGAGAGCUGGUUACACUGCCGGACAUUACAAGUGAAGCAACGUGUCUGGGAGCAAAGACAGCAUGCAAACAGGCGUUUGAAUACAGCAAACGGUCCACUGUCAUUUCAGAGGUAGUGACAGAUCUACAGGCUCUGGAGGCAAUGGAACUGUUCCUGGAUGAGGAGCGUGUGUUGGUGGAGCUAGCCUGUGGCGCUGCGCUGUCUGCAGUGUACAGUGGUGUUAUCCAAAGGCUACAGGAGGAGGGACGCCUUCCUAAACCUCUAGGCCCGCUGGUGAUGAUCGUCUGUGGGGGUGGCAGUGUAAACCGGGCUCAGCUUCAACACUUACAGGCAGUCAUACGGAAAUGAUCAGAAUGGAAAAGAACCCAACAAUCCACUGUAUAUGAAGAUUCUCCAAUCUGUGAAAGCUGAUAUGUUAAAGAUGGUCAAUGCUUUAGCUUGCCUUGAGAUGAUUUAAUUGUUUUUCAAUGAUUAAAUAUUAAAGGGAUGGUUCACCCAAAAUUCAAAUUAUGUCCUAUUGUUUACCCUUAUGUUAGUCCAAACACAUAUGACUUUCUUUCUUCCGUGAAACACAAAAGGAGAUGCUAGUCCGAAUGUUAAAGGGUUAGUUCACCCAAAAAUAAAAAUUCUCUCAUCAUUUACUCACCCUCAUGGAAUGCCAAAUGUGUAUGACUUUCUUUCUUCAGCAGAACACACUUGUAGAAAAAUAUCUUAGCUCAGUAGAUACUUAAAAUGCAAGUGGAUGGUGAUCUGACUUUUGAAGCUCCAAAAAGAACAGACAGUCAGAAUAAACCUCAUCCAUACAACACAAGCAGUUAAAUCAGGGGUGUCAAACAUGCCCAUGAGAUGAUUUGAGGGGGACCAAAAAAACGUAACAACAUUCAUGCUGAUUUAGCCUAUUACAUUGGUAUGAUUAUGUUUUUUAGCAACAGCAGGGAAGAUAAACAUUUUAAGUUUAAUGGUGCCGGUGUGAGGAUUUCUGUCAUUGCUGAGCUCCUGGGAUUUUCAUGUCCAACAGUCUCUAGAAUUUACUCCGAAUGGUGCCAAAAACCAAAAACAUUCAGUGAGGGGCAGUUCUGUGGAUGGAAAUGCCUUGUUGAUGAGAGAGGUCAACAGAGAAUGAUCAGACUGGUUCGAACUGACAAAGUCUACAGUAACUCAUAUAACCGCUCUGUACAAUUGUGGUGAGA
Xyrauchen texanus (razorback sucker) is the source of this 1971-nucleotide messenger RNA. Its product is annotated as serine dehydratase-like. Lineage: Eukaryota; Metazoa; Chordata; Actinopteri; Cypriniformes; Catostomidae. The transcript is spliced from 7 exons. Gene Ontology annotation, molecular function: L-serine ammonia-lyase activity; pyridoxal phosphate binding; threonine deaminase activity. The record is from RefSeq and is a predicted model, not a curated record. The coding region runs from base 161 to 1129 and encodes 322 amino acids. Gene Ontology annotation, biological process: L-threonine catabolic process; L-serine catabolic process.